GCGACAGUACACACUGGAUGCGGAAACGCUUGUCGCGCGGUAAAAUGUGUCGCGGUAACCAAAGAACAUGUUAGGAGCCUCGCUGGCAGUGAAUAAAGUGAAUUUUGGAGCACAGCCAGAGGAUGCGUCUAUAGUCAUAGAGUAUGAAAAUGUGACCGUAUGUAACUGCGCAUGUUUGCAAUUCGCAUCGCAGUAUUCGCAGUACCACCGACGAGGUACUAUUAAAGACCGACAUCCUUACGGGAGUUCGCGUCCUUGUGAAUAUUUGUGUUCUUCAGGUUUUUCAAAAAUGGAUUUGCGUAAUGAUAUUAAGAAGGCAACAGCACUUACUUUCUCAGACAACGAUGCCAAGUUCUAUCUAUUGCAAGAACCAAGUCAGGCUGCAAAAGAUAAAAAAAUGAAUGAAAGAUCAGUGAGGAAACCACGAAACAUACGUUUAUUAGAAGACUCUGAUUCAUCAGAAAAUGAUAACAUGGAUGUAAAUAUAUGUAGUAGAGUAAAACCUACUUUCGACAAACAUGAAGUCUCUGUUGCCGUUAAAGAGGUAAAUGGUGGACGUGACCUUUCAAAUAAACAUUGGGAAGAGAGUUUCUUCAGAAAUCUUAAAGAGAUUCAAUGUGAGAAAGACAUAUCUCAAAAUUCUUCCAAAUAUGAUAAUAUAAAAGUAAAUCAACCUAAGGCUAAUAAUUUAAACGAUAAAUGUAUUAAACAGAAAGAUAAAUUAUAUAGAAAUGCUGCAAUCAUGGGUCUUUUGAAAACCAAUAAGAUUUCACUACAGGAUUUAAUUAUGAAUGAAAAUCCAAUAAGGAAAAAAGACGAACUAGAAACGAUGCAUGAAAUCGCAUUCAAUGGACGUAUGGACAAUAAUAAAUGCCAUGUGGAAUCAGUUCCUCUUCGUGAAGAUCCUGAAAUCUGUGUUCACCCUUUACAAAUGGGAAUAGAUGAAAAACAAUUUAAAAAUAUAGAUUUUUCUGUAUCACGAAUUGGUAAGAAGAUAAAAGUGACACCACAAGAGCAUUUUCUUGGAGCGACUGAUGACGCUUCCUUUAAUUUUGUAAAGAAGAAAGACAACAGUACAUAAUCUAUUAUUAUUCAAAUACACAA
Trachymyrmex septentrionalis is the source of this 1104-nucleotide messenger RNA. RefSeq lists its product as uncharacterized. The record is from RefSeq and is a predicted model, not a curated record. The transcript is spliced from 6 exons. The coding region runs from base 68 to 1081 and encodes 337 amino acids. NCBI's taxonomy places the organism in Eukaryota, Metazoa, Arthropoda, Insecta, Hymenoptera, Formicidae.